CAGGCGCUGGGGUUUGUUACUCACAGCCGUGCCCCCGCCGGGGCAUCAAUUCUGCUCGGAGCGAAGGGAGGAGCUGGCUGUCCGGGCUGGGUCUGCUCGGUGCCCGUGGGGCCGACGGGUUGGGGUGCAGCAGGGCCGGCAGGGUGCCCCCCAGCUCUGCCAGGACACAGAGGCUGGGAGCUCGGGGCAGGGCCCCAGAUCUUACUGCAGCAGCACCCCAGGAGCAGGGAACCGGCUCCAGCACUGCCGGGGAGCACCGGCAUCGCGCUGCCCCGGCCCCAUCGCUGGGUUACAGCCCAAGCACGGAGCGGGAUGGCUCGGCCCCGCGGGGCUGUGCCGGGAGCAGGCAGCACCCAGCACCCCGUGGCCGGGGGCCUGGCAGCACCCCGCUCCCCACGCCUCGCUGCAGCCUGUUGUGUCUCUUUAUGCACCUUCCUUUUAUGCAGGGGAGGUUGCUACGCAACCAGCGGCUCUGGAUGCUUAAAGCUCUAAUACGGAGGGAUAAAACCGCUCUAAAAAUACCCCGCCGGCAGCCGCCGUGGGGGUCGGGGGCUGGCAGGGGGCAGGCAGCCCAGGCCCAGGGGCUGCUGCCAUGAACUUCCCCAGCUCCGUGUCCUCCAAGUGGCUUUGAGCCGCCGGCCGCUGCCCGUGCGCCCCAGCGGGCCCCUGUGCGGGCAGGGAGCGGGGAUUGGCUGCGGCGGGCGCGUGGGCUCCUGCCGCUGGAGCCUCCCGCUGCCAGAGCCGCCUUCCCCUGCUCCAGACAGAGCGGGGACACCUCGGGCUGCCCGGGGUCCCGGCCGCAGGGAGCUGCCGCCGCGCCGCACAGUGCCCGCCGGGCUCCCCCUGCCCCACUCGGGGUCUGCGCGCCAUGGGGACGGUCAGCGAGCUCUGCGCCUCCAGCUUCCAGGCCUUCCUGUGCCCCUCAGUGGCCACCAAGGCAGUGCCCAGCGACCUAACCCCAGAGGAGUGCCAGGAGCUGGAGAACAUCCGCCGCCGCAAGCAGGAGCUGCUGGCUGACAUUCAGCGGCUGAAAGAUGAGAUAGCAGAAGUGACGAAUGAGAUCGAGAACCUCGGCUCCACGGAGGAGAGGAAGAACAUGCAGAGGAACAAGCAGGUGGCCAUGGGCAGGAAGAAGUUCAACAUGGAUCCUAAGAAGGGCAUCCAGUUCCUGAUCGAGAACGACUUGCUGAAGAACACGUGCGAGGACAUCGCGCAGUUCCUCUACAAGGGGGAGGGCCUCAACAAGACGGCCAUCGGGGACUACCUGGGCGAGAGGGAUGAGUUCAACAUCCAAGUCCUGCACGCCUUCGUGGAGCUGCACGAGUUCACCGACCUCAACCUCGUGCAGGCGCUGCGGCAGUUCCUCUGGAGCUUUCGGCUGCCUGGGGAGGCGCAGAAGAUCGACCGGAUGAUGGAGGCCUUUGCCCAGCGCUACUGCCAGUGCAACCCCGGCGUCUUCCAGUCCACAGACACCUGCUACGUGCUCUCCUUUGCUAUCAUCAUGCUGAACACCAGCCUGCACAACCCCAACGUCAAGGACAAACCCACGGCGGAGCGCUUCAUCGCCAUGAACCGCGGCAUCAACGACGGGGGGGACCUGCCCGAGGAGCUCCUGCGGAAUCUCUAUGAGAGCAUCAAGAACGAACCCUUCAAAAUCCCCGAGGACGAUGGCAACGACCUCACCCACACCUUCUUCAACCCCGACCGGGAGGGCUGGCUCCUGAAGCUGGGAGGCAGGGUGAAGACGUGGAAGCGGCGCUGGUUCAUCCUGACCGACAACUGCCUUUACUACUUCGAGUACACCACGGAUAAAGAGCCCCGUGGCAUCAUCCCCCUGGAGAACCUGAGCAUCCGUGAGGUGGAGGACUCCAAGAAGCCCAACUGCUUCGAGCUCUACAUCCCCGACAACAAGGACCAGGUGAUCAAGGCCUGCAAGACGGAGGCAGACGGGCGGGUGGUGGAGGGGAACCACACCGUGUACCGCAUCUCGGCCCCCACGCCCGAGGAGAAGGAGGAGUGGAUCAAGUGCAUCAAGGCAGCGAUCAGCCGGGACCCUUUCUAUGAGAUGCUGGCCGCCAGGAAGAAGAAGGUGUCCUCCACCAAGAGACACUAGCAGCCCCCGCUGGCCCUGCGGGACCGCCGUGCCCCCGUCAGCGCGAGCAUCUCCCCUUCCCGGAGGGCUGCAGCCCGGCCCGCGGUGCCAGGACCCAGCUUCAGCUUCGCAGUUUCUUUACCGUGGGGGGAGGGAAGGGGCAAGGGCGUUCCGGUGGCUCUGGCCCCAGUGCCACCGUCUCACCUCCAGGCAGUGCUGGGCUCGAGGUGGGACACCCCUGUGCGCGGGGAGUCCCCGGUGCUUGCUCCCCGGUGGGCCGCGGGGUGGUAAUGCUGCCUGCGGGCACCGGGCUGGGCAGCGGGGCCAUCGGGCACCCUUCCUGCUCCAGGUUCCCCCAGGUGGCAACUUCCAGCCCUGGGCACUGCUGAGGGGGCAACUGGACAGGAGGGAGGGGAGCCUGGCUCGGGGGAGGGCCCCGGGGGGACCCAGUGCUGGGGACGUGCUUUUGGGUCCCCCCAGCACUCGUGUCUCCUGAAGCACUUGGGGUGCCCCACGGUGCGGGUGAGCAGCUGGCGGUUUUGGGGUGCUGCAGGCACUGGGGUGCCGGGUGGCAGCCCCAGGGUGGUGGGCACAGCCCCGCGGAGGCAGGACUCGUGGCCCUCGUUGUAGCGGGCCUGGGUCUGUGCUGAGCUCCCCCACGCUGCUGCCUUGGAGCCCCCCGGCCGUGCCCCGUGGGCGCAGGGAGGUUGUCGCUGUCACGGUGCCGCGGACCUGGCCCUGCCCUGCCACAGCUCACAGCCACGAGCCCUGCGCCAGGGGUGGCUCCUGAGCAGGGGGGCGACGUGCCCGGGGGCUGCACCGAGCACGGGGCUGUGCCCAUUGGGGCUGUGCCCAUCGGGGCUGUGCCCCCGCCUCUGCCCCACAAGCGCCGUGCCCUGUCCUGCUCCCCUCGCACAGGGUCUGGAGGGAGACGCCCGGAU
Messenger RNA from Anas platyrhynchos (mallard), 3033 nucleotides. It is a transcript of the gene CYTH1, whose product is annotated as cytohesin 1. Gene Ontology annotation, molecular function: guanyl-nucleotide exchange factor activity. The record is from RefSeq and is a predicted model, not a curated record. NCBI's taxonomy places the organism in Eukaryota, Metazoa, Chordata, Aves, Anseriformes, Anatidae. Gene Ontology annotation, biological process: regulation of ARF protein signal transduction.